AAUAAUGGCAAGCCCGAAGCCUCUAAAUAAAAUUUGCCUUCAUUUGCAAUAAAAGAGGAUUGGACUUCUUUGAAUUUGUAUCUCUUCUUCAUAACUCCCUUCGCCUUCUACGAUGUCUAACAUUGACGAGUCUCAAUAUAAAGAAGCUUGAAACCCCAGGAAUCCGUUUGCUGUCGUUGAGUCCUAAAAUGUCUAACUUUGACGAGUCUCAAGAUACAGUGAGUGAAAUGGAUACAGGGAAGCCCGAAACCCCAGGAAUCCCUUUGCUGUCGUUGAGUCCUAAAAUGUCUAAGUUUGACGAGUCUGAAGAUACAGUGAGUGAAAUGGAUAUAGGGAAGCGUGAAACCCCAGGCUUUGGAUUCAAGAAACGGAAACAUGUAAGGGCUACCAAAACUAUCAACGUUGAUCCGAGUCAAUUCAGAGAUUUGGUGAUUAAAUUCACUGGUUUAAAAGAAAAGGAUCAGAGCAUCAAGGGCCAGGCAACAAAACCUUCGGAAGGUUCUGGGUCAGCAGUAGUAGAUAAUGUAAAUGAGGAUGAAUAUGAGAAUUUGCCUGAACAUUUGAAGUGGUUGCUUCAAUAUUGUCUCCUAUUCCCAUCAAGUUAUGAAUUUAGAAAGGAUAAGUUAGUAAAGUUGUGGGUCGCCGAGGGCUAUAUUCGGGACAGUUCAUUUCAGAGUUUGGAGGACACAGGCAGAGUUUAUUUUAAUUCAUUGGUAGCCAUGGGGUUCAUUCUUCCCUCUAGAUAUGAUAACAGUGUGGAUUUUGUCCAUACAUCAGAUGAUAAUUUUGUAUUUGAUCGCGAUGACUGUAAUUCAUUGUACAGAUUAAAUGAUGCCAAGAUGCAGUGUCUUGAAGAUUCAUGUUUUAGGGGUGAUUAUACUAGAGUUGCGAAUCAUGGUUUACAUGGAGUUACUGAUAAGACAUUGCAUUUGUCUUUAAAUUGCAAGGACACUAAUGAAGCAACUUUGACAUCACUUGAAAAUUUUAAGCAGUUGCGAACCUUGCUUCUGCUAUCUAGUUGUGGAUCUUCUAUCAAACAAGUUCGUCGUGAACUAUUUUUGAGCCUAAAGCUCUUGAGGACACUGGAUUUGAGUGAAACACUCAUUUCUGAAUUGCCAAGUUCCAUUGGGAAUGUAAAAUCUUUGCGAUAUCUUGAUGUCUCCCAUACACUCAUUAAGCGAUUGCCAGAAUCAGUUGAUUGUCUUCACAACCUACAGACUUUAAAUCUCAAAGGGUGCUUAAACUUAGUUGGGUUACCUAAGGGCAUGAAGAAACUGAUCAACCUACGACAUCUUGAACUUGAUAUUGUUCGUCAGUUGGUUUCAAUGCCUGCCAAGAUUGGGAACUUAACUAAUCUUCAGAAUUUGUCUGCAUUUCUUGUUGGCAGAGAUGAUGGGUUCCAAAUUAGAGAGUUAAAGAAUCUGAAUAAUCUUAGUGGCGUACUCGUCAUUUCAAGACUUGAAAAUGUAAUGAGUACAGAAGAGGCUGAGGAUGCUGCUUUGGCUGAAAAAAGACACCUCUAUGAAUUGGAACUACGUUGGAGUGACAUGCGGAUUGAGAAAGCAGAGGAGGAAGAAGAAAAUUUGGAAUGUCUUCGACCACAUUUUGGCCUGAAAGAGUUGAGAAUACUAUGUUAUGGUGGGUUGAACCUUCCAAGUUGGAUUAGCAAUCCAAAAUUUGAUCUCCUAAUUGGUAUUACUCUUUACAAGUGCAAAAAUUGCCAAAUUCUCCCAUCCCUUGGGGUAUUACCUGCUCUUAAGUUUCUUCAUAUUAGUGAAAUGAAUGAUGUGAAAGUAAUAAAUAGUCAAUUUCUCCGAAAUGGGUCACCUCAACGAUUGCAUGCAUUUCCCAAGUUGGAGAAAUUUGCAGUUGAUGCCAUGCACAAUUUGGAAGAGUGGACAGGAGUAGAAAUAGGUGACUUUCCAUCCCUACGUAAACUCGUAAUGGAGUCUUGCUCAAAAUUUGUUGCUCUUCCAUCUCUUUCAAAUCUCAGUUCCCUCGAGCAUUUAGAAAUUAAGCACUGUCCAAAGCUGCAUUCCUUGCCCGAAGAAGGACUGUCAGCUUCACUUGAGUUUCUACUGAUAAAUGAUUGCCCUGGAUUAAAGGAACGUUGCAGCAAGGAGGAAGGCCAAGAUUGGGGCAAGAUAGCUCACGUGACUAGCAUAUGGAUUGAUCAUCAAAAACUGUUAUGACAGUGUUUAGUACGUGAUCUCCAGUCAAUAUAUAAUUCAAUAUUGUACAUGUAUAUAUAUAUAUAUGUAUGUGUGUCUUUAUGCAUGUAUGCGUGUAUUUAUGUGUUGAUUACUAAAAAAGGGAAUCAAAUAUUCUAAACUCACUGAAGUUCAGAAAAUGAUAAAUGUUAUAGCACUAGAGUCUUGGAAGAAAAUCAUAAUUAUGGAAGCUCCCUUCUGUUCAAAAUAUAGUUUUCCCACUCCUUUUGUCUUGACUCUCAAUUCUCACAGAAAAUUCUAUAUUGCUGUCUCUUAGUUUUCUCUGUUGUUAUAUUUCACGCUUACACAAGAAUGAGUGAAGAGAAAAAAAAAAGUUGUUCACAUUUUUGGAAGUUAAA
Ziziphus jujuba (common jujube) is the source of this 2569-nucleotide messenger RNA. Its product is annotated as putative disease resistance RPP13-like protein 1. The transcript has 5 exons. Lineage: Eukaryota; Viridiplantae; Streptophyta; Magnoliopsida; Rosales; Rhamnaceae. Gene Ontology annotation, molecular function: protein binding. The record is from RefSeq and is a predicted model, not a curated record. The coding region runs from base 189 to 2192 and encodes 667 amino acids.